GAAUGCCAUCCAACGGCAAAGCGACAUUUUCAUCGAAAGUUCUACAAGUUCGUUGUUCGUUGAGGUACAUUCCUGUGCCUGUUCGUACUUUCGACGCAUGCAUACGCAUGUCCUCCUAAGGGGACAGUUAAUGGUGACCCUUGAGAUCCCCUCUGACCUACAAGCAAGCACAUACUGUCUUAGUUGGCCAGUAACAGAAACCACACGAUGUCGGAGCCUUCACAAGCUCCGGAUGAAGACAAGUCUCCUGGUACUACAACGCCCAACACGAAGCCGUCAUACCGAGUGAAGAAGUCGAGACUUAAGAAAGAUGGCACACCCUAUAAACCCAGAAAAGGAUGGGGACCCUAUCGCUCGAUUCCCAACGAACGCUCCGUGGCCUUCAACCUGCAGCUGGACGUGCAGAAUUUGCAACAAGAAGUGCGUAAUUUACUAGCGCUACGUGAGAUCCUACAGACCAAAACUCUGGUGCAACGCCAUACCCCCGAAGGCUCACUCACGAGACUUGUGAACGAGUAUCUCUACGUGUUCCGCAAAGGGGUUGUCCCUCAACAAUCUGGACGGAAAAAUCGAGACCAAAGGGCGUUUAUGCACAAUGUUAUGGACCCGGACGUGGAACUGGGCCCCGGACUCCCCCGAGGCCCCGACGUUAUCAUGGAUCAGAUGGUCAACUACACCAAUUUCUUGCGUUUUAUCUCGUUAAAAGGGGUCGUAGACAGUAUUGUCGUUGCCGAAGACUCGGUGUUGGUCUCGGAUGCGGCCUGGUUCUCGUUUCAAGUCACUCGUAGCACGAUCAAGAUGAUAUUCCCUCAUAUCAUGGGCCACGAGUGGCUCGUAGCGAUGCUCGUGGGGCAGCAAGUGGAAGCUCAGGGGAGAUCUACUUUCCACUUCAACCCAGCGGGCAAGUGUUACAGAUACGACGUCGAAAUGAACUUUGUGGGGGCGUUUUUGAGCAUUGUCAAAGAUCCACGAGUCGUGGAUAUGCUCCUCGGGCGCGCAUUAAUAUCGUACAAUGGAAUGCUUUGUGUCGCGAAUGAGGGUGAAGAGGAUGAAGAGAAAGCGCCUGUCCCUCUUCAAGAUAAUACUCUCUCUAACACGACUGGAGGCAGCACUGUCAACACAGUGCAAACUUCUCCUACAAUUGAAUUCUGUCAAAGAACUGUAGAGGACUAUUUCGCCGCUUUCGCAGCCGGUUACGAACAAGGCACCACGGAAUAUUCCGGAGCAUCACAGCGUGAUUUCUUCUUGUAUCGCUUUAACUCGAGGCAGGCUGGCACGAUGUCGACUGUGGCUGACCAAGUGAGAGAGCGUUGGUACGCACUCAGUGAAUGUUUCGAGGUGCUGGCAUUUCAGCAGAAAGGACCUAUUCAAACGGAGUUAGAUGACACUAGCAGCUCGUGUUUGGUCGAAUCAAGCGCGACGUAUGCCCUUCGUCUCACAUUCCAUACCAUCCAGUCCGUGUUUCCACACCUCGUCUCCGACACACAACUGCGCAACACUCUAAUUGGCAAAGUGCUCACGGUGCCAUCUCAGAUUAUCUUCUCGAUUGAGAAAACUACGGGUUACAUUUCAAGAAUUAGUGAGUGGAUGGACUUUGCAGUCGCGAUGGCUGAUAUUAUCCCGGAUCCGUUAGAUCUCGCGCUGGUUAUGUCACAGGCAAAGCUAGCUUUAGAUGGCGUGGAUUUUCAGCAGACUUCGUUCAUCAUGGCUUCACGCUCUCAGGGUCAAACGCACACUGACAAUCUUGAAAGACAGCAAAACGAUAUGCACACUGGAACUGGUUCACGCACAAUGCGAAUCGCAGAUAUUCUCGACUGAGUAAGUGCACAACAAUGAGGUAUAACGCACAAGAGCUCAGGCCAGACAGAGUCACUAUACAACUAAUACAUCGGCUUGUGGCGCCUUGGGGGGUGGGGAGGGGGAGGAGGCAUUAGUUAUGUGUACAUGUUUGAUUAAUAAAUCGUCGUGCCACUUCAUAAGGCGUGGGCAUUGUUUAUGAAAAAC
This is a messenger RNA of Phytophthora nicotianae INRA-310, 2004 nucleotides long. RefSeq lists its product as hypothetical. The transcript has a single exon. The record is from RefSeq and is a predicted model, not a curated record. NCBI's taxonomy places the organism in Eukaryota, Oomycota, Peronosporomycetes, Peronosporales, Peronosporaceae. The coding region runs from base 208 to 1818 and encodes 536 amino acids.